Molecule: messenger RNA, 963 nt
Organism: Telopea speciosissima
Lineage: Eukaryota; Viridiplantae; Streptophyta; Magnoliopsida; Proteales; Proteaceae
Product: translocon-associated protein subunit beta-like
Exons: 6
Coding region: 71-658 (195 amino acids)
Cellular component (GO): endoplasmic reticulum
Source: RefSeq, a predicted model, not a curated record
CAUUUUGUACGAAAGAUUUACCACUCUUAACGAUCCGAAAAACUUCCCCGAUCAGGGAGGCGAGGCAGCCAUGGCGAAUCCCGCAAUGGAGGUGGCUUUGAUCUCUGUAAUCGUAGCUCUAUUUCUCGUUUCUGCAACUUUUGGUAGUUCAGACGCUCCUUUCAUCGUCGCUCACAAGAAGGUCAGUCUCAACAGACUCAAGUCCGGCGCUGAAAGAGUCUCCAUCUCGAUCGACCUCUACAACCAGGGACCUGCGACAGCAUAUGAUGUAAGUCUGGCUGAUGAUAGUUGGACUCAAAAUGUCUUUGACAUGGUCAGUGGUAACACUUCCAAGUCAUGGGAAAGGAUUGAUGCUGGUUCUCUUGUUUCUCAUUCUUUCGUUCUGGAAUCUAAAGUGAAAACCAUGUUCUACGGUGCACCUGCCAUCAUCAAAUUCCGCAUCCCAACUAAGGCAGCACUGCAGGAGGCUUAUUCGACCCCACUGCCACCUCUAGAUAUCCUUGCAGACAGACCACCAGAAAAGAAGUUUGAAUGGGCAAAGAUGUUGACCAAAUAUGGAUCAUUAGUAUCGGUGAUCUCCAUGGUGGUAUUGUUUGUGUACAUGAUUGCCACCCCUUCAAAAUCUGGUGCUGUAAAGGGAUGCAAGAAGAGGCGUUGAGCAUUAUAGAUGGGAAACCAGCUUCAUGGAGUGGUCUUCAAUUGGAAAUUUUUGGAGGCAAAAGCUUGUCCUACAUAACUCCUGUCAAGCUCUUCUAGUUAUUAGGUCAUACCAUUCAAACUUGUAGUAGUUAAAAACUCUUGAGAUUUUUUUGUAGCAUGGCAACGGGACAUGAAAGAUGACUUGAACCUGAGUUGAGUCACCUUGUUUUGUAGCGUUAUUGAUAAAUUCCCAGCAAUAAGUUAAGGACUAGGUUUAGUGAGAUGCAUUUACUGCAGAAAAGUAUUGGGGUUCUGAUGAUUAAA